AUGGCAUUUCUGUGUGGAUCCUCUUCAUCUCAAUCCUCAGGUUCUAAGAAACCUGUCGAGAGAAAGAUUGUUAUUCUAGGUGAUGGUGCGUGUGGUAAAACCUCGCUGCUGAACGUGUUCACCAGGGGCUAUUUCCCAGAAGUCUACGAGCCCACUGUCUUUGAGAACUAUAUUCAUGACAUCUUUGUCGAUAACAGACACAUUACGUUGUCGCUGUGGGAUACCGCGGGACAAGAAGAAUUUGACAGGUUACGAUCAUUAUCAUACUCUGACACGCACACCAUAAUGCUGUGUUUCAGUAUAGACUCUAGGGACUCCUUGGAGAACGUCAAGAAUAAAUGGGUUGGUGAAAUAACGGACCAUUGUGAAGGUGUGAACCUGGUGCUAGUUGCUCUGAAAUGUGACUUGAGAAAUAACGAGAACAACGUAAUAACCCCAAACAACAUCCAAAAUAACCGUAAUAACAACAAUAACAACAACCUGAUCACUUAUGAAGAAGGUCUCGCUAUGGCCAAGCAGAUUGGUGCUCUCCGUUACUUGGAGUGUAGCGCAAAGUUGAACAAAGGUGUCAACGAAGCAUUCACCGAAGCCGCAAGAGUGGCCUUGACUGCCAAAAAUGCCACAGAUAAUAUCAACUCCAAUAGUUCAUCUAAUGAAAAGGAUAGCUUCUGUACUAUCUGUUAG
This is a messenger RNA of Nakaseomyces glabratus, 684 nucleotides long. It is a transcript of the gene RHO3, whose product is annotated as Rho family GTPase RHO3. Gene Ontology annotation, cellular component: cytosol. Lineage: Eukaryota; Fungi; Ascomycota; Saccharomycetes; Saccharomycetales; Saccharomycetaceae. Gene Ontology annotation, biological process: small GTPase-mediated signal transduction. Gene Ontology annotation, molecular function: protein kinase binding; GTP binding; GTPase activity. The record is from RefSeq and is a predicted model, not a curated record.